Molecule: messenger RNA, 1700 nt
Organism: Symsagittifera roscoffensis
Lineage: Eukaryota; Metazoa; Xenacoelomorpha; Acoela; Convolutidae
Product: glycoprotein-N-acetylgalactosamine 3-beta-galactosyltransferase 1-like
Exons: 7
Coding region: 209-1432 (407 amino acids)
Cellular component (GO): membrane
Molecular function (GO): N-acetylgalactosaminide beta-1,3-galactosyltransferase activity
Source: RefSeq, a predicted model, not a curated record
AGAAUUGUUAUGUUUUUCUAUUACUGAAAAGCUCUUUAAAUUUCAUACCUGACUAUGAGUAGAAGAUUUGACCUCGAACAAUUUGACCUCGAAUUUGUUGCCUGUUUGGCGUGUCAAUGAUUCGACGGGGUUCAUAAAGUAGCGCAGGCGCUUUAAACUUGUUGACAGUCGGACAGGGCAGAACGGAUCCUGUUUGGACAGACAAACAAUGUUUGUACGCAGUAGUUCUAUCCAGCUUGUGGGAAUGACGGUGAUGGCUAUAGCAGGAGGCUUCAUUUUAGCUUCACUCUACUCCAGCAGGCUGAGCUACCGAGCUAACUCAUCUGUGCUCAACGUGGGCGCCAGAGACUCCAGUCGAGGACUCCAGCAGAAGUACUUCGUGGAUUCCUUGUUCGCUAACCCCUCCAAAGAUACCAAUGGAGCUGUUUCAAAGAAUUUCAACUCUUCAUCUAUCGACCAAAAACCUCCCGCAGAUCUUUCAGUUGUAAAAUUAUUAUGCUUCGUGGAAACUUGCACAAAAAAUGUAGAAACGAAAGCAACUGCAAUCAAAAACACAUGGGCCAAACGAUGCGACAAAACAAUAUUUAUCAGCGAUGAAACCAGCGAUAGUUUUCCAACUUUAAAAUUACCUGGAAUGCUAGAAGGAUAUCCUCAUCUUUGGUCUAAAACUAUUCUGACGUAUCAGUAUUUAUACGAGAACUAUGUGUCCGAAUAUCACUGGUUUGUGAAGGCAGAUGACGACACAUUUUUAGUCGUAGAGAACCUUCGUGCUUUCUUGGCAACGCUCAGUCCAAAUGAGCCCCACUACCUCGGCAAAAGGUUCAAGGCGCUAGGUGGCUACACGAGUGGAGGAGCAGGCUAUGUGAUAAGUAGAAAGACACUAUCCAAGCUAGGCCAUGGCCUGAAGAACAAGAGCCUCAAGUGUGACGAUUUGAAUUCGAAAGCGCCUGAAGAUAACGCUGUCGGAAGAUGCUUGAAGAAACUUGGGAUUGAGCCCGGCAAGACAAUAGACACUGAGGAGAAGGAGUUAUUCCACUCAUUUAACCUACAAACAGAACUGAGUGAUAAGCCUCCCAGCUGGGUCUACUCUUAUGCAUACUACCCCGUCAAAAGUUGUUUUGGAAAAAGAAUCUUCGAGCAAUUGCUAAGUUUCAUGUUGAUGGGCACCGACUGUUGUGGAAAUUACACCAUAUCAUUCCACUACGUGUCUCCUAAAGACAUGAAGAUGCUAGAGUUCAUGUUCUAUAAAUUGAAGGUGUUCGGCCAACAGGGAGAAGUCCCCCAAGUUCAUGAGGCGUAUCUGUCUAACGAUUCUUCAGUUAAACUCCCCCCAGAGACCAAAUCGGAAGGUGCGAGCAAAAUAGGCGGUGCUAUUGUAGGGUCUAAAGUGAAUGAAACAGAAGCUUCGAAGAAAGUGGAGUCAAAGUCUUAAAAGUUUGAAAAAUGGACCAAGCAAGUGCAAAUCUUGUUCUAUUGUUGGUGAAAAUAUAUCCUCUUAUUUACUGUUGUUUCUUCCAUUGAUGUUUAUAGCGUUUUGACAAUCAAUCACAAAUCAGUAACCUGCUGCAGUAUAAUUAUAAUAUUUAGUAUAAGGUGCUAACAUACCUUGUUAUGGUUUACCUACAAAUUAUUUUAUAUAGUUUUAAAAUAUUUAAUCUAUGAAUUCUUUCUUAAUUAUUGAUUCAAACUUACUAUUAAAU